AUGUUGUGCUGGCAGCCUCUGCCUCACCAGCUUGUCACCUUGGACCGGGACAGAGAGACCUCGGCCAAGCUGGCCAAGCUCCCCUGGAGGACAUUGGCACGGCUGGCUGCAAAAGGCCUGCUCUGCCCCACACAGCUCCUGCCAGCACACGUGCUAAUCUUCCUUAACCUGACGUCUCAUACGUGGUUUUGGAAUACAAUUCAGAAUGAUUUCAAGAAUGGGAAUGUUGAUUUAGAGGGCUGCAGGAGGCUGCUUGAAAAAAUGCAAAUAAAAUUUGAUGAAGACCAUUUAAAACAUAUUUUCAAGUUAUCUGCCUAUCCAGUUAUACUGUCUCUGGAGAACCACUGCAGCCCUGAACAGCAGGAAGUAAUGGCAGACUGCUUGAAAAGUAUUCUAGGUGACAAACUUCUCACUACACCAAUUGGUGGUGCAGUAGAUAUGACUGAACUGCCUUCUCCUGAGGCAUUAAAAUUCAAAGUUCUGAUAAAAAAUAAAAAAGUUGGAACAAUUGAGGAAGGUCUGCUCAGGAUGGAUGCUGAAUAUGGUGGUGAGACAGAGGAACUGAAGACUAAACUGAAAAAACUUUCAACCUUAAUCAAGAAGAAAAGAGUGAGAAAGGGAAAGAUUGCCCUUGCAUUGUCAGACCUCGUGGUUUAUACCAAAUCUCAGAAGUUUGUGAGCUUUGAGCAUUCCCUGCAGCAUCAGCAGUGUUAUGAAAAUAAUUCAAUUGGAGAGAGUGCAGCACGAAAACUUUUAAGAUCUUCAGCUAAAGAGUUUAUUUCACAUACUACAAGAUUUAUUACAAGAAUUUACCCCAAGGGAACAAGAAUGAGCUCGUCAAAUUAUAAUCCUCAGGAGUUCUGGAAUGUAGGGUGUCAGAUGGUGGCCUUAAACUUCCAAACACCGGGAACACAAAUGGAAUUGCAAGAUGGAAAAUUCCUGGACAAUGGUGGUUGUGGCUAUGUGCUGAAACCUGUAUUCUUGAGGGAUCGCAAUACCACAUUUACACCCCGAAAUGUGGGAGGAUACAGCAAACCAAUGUCUCUGUCAAUAAGGCUGAUCAGUGGCCAUCAGUUACCACCCAGCAGCAUCUCAAGGACAAACAAAGCUGACCCCAUAGUGCAGAUAGAAAUCUAUGGUGUACCAGAGGACCAAACAAGAAAGAAAUCUAGUAUUGUAAGAAGCAAUGCUUUGAGCCCUAAAUGGAAUGAAACAUUCUCUUUUAACAUCCAAGUUCCAGAACUGGCAAUGAUACGCUUCUGCGUUCAGGAUGAGAUUUCUCUGUGUAACAACGAAUUCCUUGGCCAGUACACUUUACCUGUGAUGAGCCUGAAUACAGGUUACCGUAACAUUCCAUUGAUAUCCAAAGAAGGCAUCAAGCUGGAACCUGCAUCACUCUUUAUUCAUGUUUCAUGUUAUCGAUGA
Messenger RNA from Poecile atricapillus (Black-capped chickadee), 1425 nucleotides. RefSeq names its product 1-phosphatidylinositol 4,5-bisphosphate phosphodiesterase zeta-1-like. Gene Ontology annotation, cellular component: nucleus. Lineage: Eukaryota; Metazoa; Chordata; Aves; Passeriformes; Paridae. The transcript is spliced from 12 exons. The coding region runs from base 1 to 1425 and encodes 474 amino acids. The record is from RefSeq and is a predicted model, not a curated record. Gene Ontology annotation, molecular function: phosphatidylinositol-4,5-bisphosphate phospholipase C activity. Gene Ontology annotation, biological process: lipid metabolic process; intracellular signal transduction; positive regulation of cytosolic calcium ion concentration involved in egg activation.